This is a messenger RNA of Coregonus sp. 'balchen', 6027 nucleotides long. Lineage: Eukaryota; Metazoa; Chordata; Actinopteri; Salmoniformes; Salmonidae. The record is from the annotation of a GenBank genome assembly.
AUGCACUGCUCUGACACCCCCACGAGCGGACCCGAGCGAGAGGAUGACCUAGCCCUCGCUCCGACCCUAACUGCCCUGACCCCCGAGCCCCCGUUGGGGGAGGCGACUGGUCUGAGACUCGUGGGAUUAUCCCCCCGAGACGCCACGAUGCUCCCUGCGAGAGCGAUCCUAUCGAAUCCCGUCUGAUGUGACGGAUUGUCCCCGAGCCACCGGAGAAGGACAGAUUGAACGCUUGACGAGGAGACAGACGGCGGCAUGAAGAUGGAGCGAGUCGUCGGAGAGUCCCGAUGUUGACUUUCGCCCUGGCGAGGGUGACGAGCCUUCGAUCUAGGGGAGACUUUCGCGAGACGAGAGCGGCGUACGAUCGAGAGGAUGGCGUGGAGAUUUCCUGAUGUUUAGACAAGAGAAGAGAGGACGAGACUGAUCGCACGCGAAGACAGAGACGAGCCCCCUCGUGGGAGGAGACCUCCGCCCCCCUGAGAGGGGCCUUUUUCUUGAGCGAGAUAGAUUGACGAGAGAGUAGCAGGAGAGAGUUCCCCGGAGACCGACGAGCAGAGGAGAGACCCUCCCCGAGAGAUAGGGAGAGCCCGACCCUGAUGGCGAUGAGAGAGAGAGACGGCGGAGAGAUGAGAGAGAGGGAGAGCGAGAGGAGAGAGACGAGAGAGAGGAGAGGAAGAGAGAGAGAGAGAAGAGGAGAGAGAGAGAGAAACAGGGUCUGUCAGUCUGUCUGUCGGUCAGUGCAUAAGUCUGUCUGUGUCUGUCUGAUUAUUUUACCAAUGAGAGAGAGAGAGAGAGAGAGAGAGAGGCAGGAGAGAGAGCAGAGAGAGAAGAGAGAGAUGAGGGAGGAAGAGAGAGAGAGAGAGAGAGAGAGAGAGAUGAGGGGGUGGAAGAGGAUGUAUCACAAGAGAGAGGGAGGCAAAUAGAGAAAGAGAAGGGAGGGAAGGAGGGAGGGAGGGGAAUAAGAUAAUUGAGUGAGAGAAUAAACUUACAUACAUGAAUGCAAUUGACUUAUAACUUCCCCCCAUUGAAUGCAAUGUAUUACAUUUGGAAUCAUGUCCAUGAUGCCUAUCUCUAGGCAUCAAUAUUGUGACACUAAUGUUCCCCCCAUUGAAUGCAAUGUAUUCAAAUAUGCAUCAUGUUUCUUGAUGACAAAUUUAUUUUUUUUCAAAAUGGACCAGAUUGACACUUUUCUGCUGAUACCAGGCUGUCCCAGUUAGUCUAUUGGAUAUUCAUAUUGCACUCCACAGCCUUAACUAUGGAUUGUGCACCUGUGGGCCUACUCAGUGACACCCACAGAACACAACUAUGUAGCGGAUACACCAAUAUUAGCAUCUUAGCUCUAUUGCAGGACACCAGUGCGAAAUGAGCCGCAUUAGCUCACCACUCAACCUACUAUGUGUAUUGAACAUUAUUUUUAGUUAUUUUUAGUCAUUAGGCAGACGCUCUUAUCCAGAGCGACUUACAUGAGCAAUUAGGGUUAAGUGCCUUGCUCAAGGGCACAUCGGCAGAUUUUUCACCUAGUCGGCUCGGGGAUUAGAACCAGCGACCUUUCGGUUACCGGCACAACGCUCUUAACCACUAAGCUACCUGCCGCCCAUAUGGCAGCGGCGGCUGGUGGGAGGAGCUAUAAGAGGAUGGGCUCAUUUUAAUGUCUGGAAUGGAAUAGUGGAAACCACGUUCGACUCCGUUCCAAUUAUUCCAUUCCAGCAAUUACAAUGAGCCCGUCCUCCUAUAGCUCCUCCCACCAGCCUCCUCUGAUUCAGAGCUAAUGUGGCUUAUUUCACAGUGGUUUCAGAGUCCUGCGGUAAGAGCUAAGAUGCUAGUGUUUGUGUAAACUCUUGAAAAUAGUUUUCUGUGGGUGUCACCUGAUUAGGCUGAUAUCCCGUUUCAUGGGUGCACAAUCCAUAGGUAAGGCUGUACAGUGCAUAUACACUGAGUAUACCAAACAUUAUGAACACCUUCCUAAUAUUGAGUUGCAUCCCCCCUUUUGCCCUCAGAACAGCCUCAAUUCGUUGGGGCAUGGACUCUACAAGGUGUUGAAAGCGUUCCACAGGGACGCUGGCCCGUUUGGUAUUGGGUAUUUUAUUAGGAUCCCCAUUAGCUGUUGUGAAAGCAGCAGCUACUCUUCCUGGGGUCCACACAGAACAUGAAACACGACGUAAUACAGAACAUUAAUAGACAAGAGCAGCUCAAGGACAGAACUAUAUACACUGAGUGUACAAAACAUUAAGAACACCUUCCUAAUAUUGAGUUGCAUCGGGGCAUGGACUCUACACGGUGUCGAACGCUUUCCACAGGGAUGCUUGGCCCAUGAUGACUCCAAUGCUUCCCACAGUAGUGUCAAGUUGGCUGGAUGUCCUUUGGGUGGUGGACCAUUCUUGAUACACAUGGGGAAACUGUUGAGUGUGGAUUUAACAAGUGACAUCAAUAAGGGAUCAUAGCUUUCACCUGAUCAGUCUUAUGUCAUGGAAAGAGCAGGUGUUCAUAAUGUUUUGUAUACUCAGUGUAAGUAUGCCCCCAAUGCAAUUAUACAUUUUACAUUUUAGUCAUUUAGCAGACGCUCUUAUCUAGAGCGACUUACAGUUAGUGAGUGCAUACAUUUUCAUACUGGGCCCCCCGUUGGAAACGAACCCACAACCCUGGCGUUGCAAGCGCCAUGCUCUACCAACUGAGCUACAGGGACUCAGUCUAAUAGAUCCACGGUGGGAUUUCAACCGUUUUUUCUGUUUAUUGUCCAACUGAUUAAUUGUUGUGUUUAAUUUAAAAUGAUGUAAUAACAUUCCAACCUUGUUUAGCUUCUAGUCCAAACAUGGCGUGAUGCACUAUUUCUAUCCGUUUGCAUCACUUUCAAUGAAGGACUUUUAUGUUGAAGGCAAACCACAAAUUCCACAGAAGGAGGAUGACAGCCGCCGGUGACCAUAGCGAUUGAGUAAACAAAAAAUGUUCUACUUGUGAAAAGUGAAUCACUAUAACACCAUAAUAAGUAUUUACCCGUCAACAGAAAUUAUUAACCCUAAAAUAGAAAACAAUGAUUUGUAUUGUUAGACGUGACUCUGUAAACCCAUAAUGUUAGCCAGCUAACUAGCUAGUUAGUUAGUUACAUGUACCCUACAUGCGGACUGCUGACGUUUCACCACUCAUGCUACGUUGUGUGGAGCUUGGUGGAACGUGAAUACUCCUCAACCAUUGAAAACAAAGGAAAACGUGCGGUGGGCUGGACCGGGCCGACCCCGUCCACAGCCAUCCGCGGUCAGGGGUACUUGCUAUUUUGAGUGGUUCUGGACCGGUUCCGACUCAAACAUUUUUUGUGUAUGGAGGGCUCUGUGAAUGUGCACUCCGUGACAGCUCUGUUUGUCCCGCUUCGCAUGCCGUUCUCCGCUCUCAGCUGAGAUGUGAAGUCUGACACCUCAUUUGCAUAGGGAGCGACACGUGACAUGUUCUGGCCAAUCCAGACAAAGGAUCGAACUGCCCUGGCUGUGAACCUCGCAGCUCCACUUAUAUGGCAUAUGGAAUGGGAGACUAGUGAUUACAGUAGGCACUCUCAUCUCACUGUGAUGUUCUUAGAUGCUCCUCUCUGUGUCUUCCUGGACUAUAUGGUCCUAGUUGCUCCUCAAGUUGCUAACUAGCUAACUCCUCUCACCUCCUCUCUCCUCUUCUCUCCUUCUCUCCUCCUCUCCUCUCUCUCCUACUUUCUCCUCGCUCCACUUCUCUCCUCUUCUCCUCCUCUCUCCUCCAUUCAACUCCCUCCUCCUCUCUCCUCCUCUCCUCUCAAUUCAAUUUAAAUUUUCAAUUUCAAUUUAAGUGCUUUAUUGGCAUGGGAAACGUAUGUUAACAUUGCCAAAGCAAGUGAAGUAGAUAGUAAACAAAAGUGAAAUAAACAAUAAAUAUUAACAGUAAACAUUACACUCAGAAGUUUCAAAAGACUAAAGACAUUUCAAAUGUCAUAUUAUGUCUAUAUACAGUGUUGUAACAAUGUGCAAAUAGUUAAAGUACAAAUGGGAAAAUAAAUAAACAUAAAUAUGGGUUGUAUUUACAAUGGUGUUUGUUCUUCACUGGUUGCCCUUUUCUUGUGGCAACAGGUCACAAAUCUUGCAGCUGUGAUGGCACACUGUGGUUUUUCACCCAGUAGAUAAGGGAGUUUAUCAAAAUUGGGUUUGUUUUCAAAUUCUUUGUGGAUCGCUGUAAUCUGAGGGAAAUAUGUGUCUCUAAUAUGGUCAUACAUUUGGCAGGAGGUUAGGAAGUGCAGCUCAGUUUCCACCUCAUUUUGUGGGCUUUCUCCUCCCCUAUCCUCUCUCCAGGGUGAUGACUGCUCCUCUCUGUGUCCUCCUUGGCUAUAUGGUCCUAGUUGCUCCUCAAGUUGCUAACUAGCUAACUCCUCUCUCCUCCUUUCUCCUCCUUUCUCCUCUCUCCUCCUUUCUCCUCCUUUCUCCUCUCUCCUCCUCUCCUCUCUCUCCUCCUUUCUCCUCCCCUAUCCUCUCCUCCUCUCUCCAGGGUGAUGCCUGCUCCUCUCUGUGUCCUCCUGGGCUAUAUGGUCCUAGUUGCUCCUAUACCUGUUCCUGUCAUAACCAUGCCACCUGCUCCCCCAUCGAUGGAUCCUGUAUCUGCAGAGAAGGUACAGUACACCCCAGGGAACAGAGUUCCUAUAACAGACUGGCUCACCCAGGGGAGAGAGUUCCUAUAACAGACUGACUCACCCAGGGAAGAGAGUUCCUAUAACAGACUGACUCACCCAGGGAAGAGAGUUCCUAUAACAGACUGGCUCACCCAGGGAAGAGAGUUCCUAUAACAGACUGACUCACCCAGGGAAGAGAGUUCCUAUAACAGACUGACUCACCCAGGGAAGAGAGUUCAUUAAACAGACUGACUCACCCAGGGAAGAGAGUUCCUAUAACAGACUGACUCACCCAGGGAAGAGAGUUCAUUAAACAGACUGACUCACCCAGGGAAGAGAGUUCCUAUAACAGACUGGCUCACCCAGGGAACAGAGUUCCUAUAACAGACUGGCUCACCCAGGGAAGAGAGUUCCUAUAACAGACUGGCUCACCCAGGGAAGAGAGUUCCUAUAACAGACUGACUCACCCAGGGAAGAGAGUUCCUAUAACAGACUGGCUCACCCAGGGAAGAGAGUUCCUAUAACAGACUGACUCACCCAGGGAAGAGAGUUCAUUAAACAGACUGACUCACCCAGGGGACAGAGUUAAUUAAACAGACUGACUCACCCAGGGGACAGAGUUCAUUAAACAGACUGACUCACCCAGGGGACAGAGUUCAUUAAACAGACUGACUCACCCAGGGGACAGAGUUAAUUAAACAGACUGACUCACCCAGGGGACAGAGUUAAUUAAACAGACUGACUCACCCAGGGGACAGAGUUCAUUAAACAGACUGACUCACCCAGGGGACAGAGUUAAUUAAACAGACUGACUCACCCAGAGGACAGAGUUAAUUAAACAGACUGACUCACCCAGGGGACAGAGUUAAUUAAACAGACUGACUCACCCAGAGGACAGAGUUAAUUAAACAGACUGACUCACCCAGGGAAGAGAGUUCAUUAAACAGACUGACUCACCCAGGGGACAGAGUUCAUAAAACAGGUCUCUAUCAGACCCCCUACCCAGGCCCCUAUCAGACCCCCUACCCAGGCCCCUGUCAGACCCCCUACCCAGGCCUCUGUCAGACCCCCUACCCAGGCCCCUAUCAGACCCCCUACCCAGGCCCCUAUCAGACCCCCUACCCAGGUCUCUAUCAGACCCCCCUACCCAGGCCCCUGUCAGACCCCCUACCCAGGCCCCUGUCAGACCCCAUACCCAGGCCCCUGUCAGACCCCCUACCCAGGCCCCUGUCAGACCCCCUACCCAGGCCCCUAUCAGACCCCCUACCCAGGCCCCUAUCAGACCCCCUACCCAGGCCCCUAUCAGACCCCCUACCCAGGCCCCUAUCAGACCCCCUACCCAGAUCUCUAUCAGACCCCCUACCCAGGCCCCUGUCAGACCCCCUACCCAGGCCUCUGUCAGACCCCCUACCUAG